Molecule: messenger RNA, 1973 nt
Organism: Orbicella faveolata
Lineage: Eukaryota; Metazoa; Cnidaria; Anthozoa; Scleractinia; Merulinidae
Product: enhancer of filamentation 1-like
Biological process (GO): cell migration; cell surface receptor protein tyrosine kinase signaling pathway
Cellular component (GO): plasma membrane; cytoplasm
Molecular function (GO): protein binding
Source: RefSeq, a predicted model, not a curated record
AUUCGAGUUGGUGGGUAACUCCCUAUCCUCACAGACUCACAAAAGCGUAAAGGGUAUUGUAGGGUUACGUGCAGAGGUACCCAAGGAAGGUGUGGAUGUAACCGGAAGCGCGUGGGUCAAGUAUUCACAAAUGGGGCUCGGGUAUGUUGGAUACGUCACUAUUCUGGAAUGCACUCAGGAAUAUGCACAAAUCAUUUGUGAUUUCUUUAAGAUUGCUGUUCAUCACAUAUCACCGACGAGAUACAAGAAAAGGUGAUCAUUUUGUCAACUGGGCACAAAACUGGUUUUUCAGUGUGCUAUAAAAGUUCCCAACGAGGUUUCGUCUGUUCCAGUUUGACUUCUUUUAGAUUUUCCUCUUAAGUCUACGAAUGCAGUAACAAGACCAACUGUAAAGACGAACUUGCGUGGUUAACAGUUAACUGACCAGGGUGCUGACAUGUCCGCUCCGCCGGCUAUUCUUGCCAAAGCUCUGUUUGAUAACUUUGCUGAUGCACCUGAUGAAUUAAGCUUCAGAAAGGGUGAUGUUAUCACUGUGCUAGAACAAGAUGUGGAUGGCCUUAUUGGUUGGUGGUUGUGUUCAUUGCAUGGGAGACAGGGAAUUGCUCCUGGAAAUCGUUUGCAGGAAAUUAAGAGGAGACUAGAAGGACAUACAUCGCCUCAAACAUACAAAUCUACUGAGUGUUUUUCUCUUGAGGAUAUUGAUUAUGAUGUUCCCAAGUCUCAUGAGGUUGGUGAGGAUUAUGCUGUACCAAGAGGAGUCGCAAGUCCUGACUAUGAUGUGCCAAAUGCGAAUAGACCUGAGGGAUUUGUACACUCUAGUAAAGAAUUUGAAGAGUUGGAGCAACAGUUAAGUAAUCUUCCUGGUAAAAAUUUAUUAAAUGACGAGGUCAACAGUAAGCAAUCCAGAAUUGAAAAUGAUGUCAAGGACCAAGCAACAUGUGAUGAUAUGUAUGAUGUACCCACACCACGCCUUGAAGAUGACGUACCUCCAGAAGUUUAUGACCUGCCUCAAAAUUCUGACAAGGAGCAGAGCCAUAUUGAGCUGUUUUCCAAUCAGACAACUGACUUGUAUUCUGAUGACAAUGUAUCCAGCAGUGCUGUUGCAAUGUGUAAUAGUCCUGAUCAAGGGGUAUCUAAACCAGAAAGUGACAGUAAGAAGCCUUUACUGGUUCACGAAGAACCUGAAAUCUAUGCUGAAAUCUAUGAUGUUCCUGCUGCACCAAAUGUUCACGAAAGAGAAAAGGUUUUUGAAAGACCUUUGUCACAGGACACAAAUGUGAACAGAAACAGUGUAGAAUUUAACAAUCCAAGAAAUUCACGAGAUCUUGUGGCACACUCAUUGGUGAUAAGUAGUGGUGGGAAGCGUCAGUCAACAUCUAGCACAGACAGCGCAAAGUUGAGUUCAGAGGAUGAUGACUAUGUUGACUAUCAAGACAUUUAUGGUGAUGGACGGGGCAAAGAUGUCAAUGUGUACGAUGUUCCAGUUCAGACUACGCUACAUGGUGUCAGAAGUGAAACACACAUAGUACUGCCGCUCAUGGCCAUGCCGGAAGCCAACGUGGUGAGUUUUUUGAUGUAUUUUCUGUGAACUCUCCUGUCGAUAUUUCUGUACAAGUAUUACAUGUAUGCCUACCACGAGUGAAGGUGAUGGCGCUUCGGGUACACUACCCUCGAUGAUAACUGUUCCUGUGAAUAUACAGCUUCCAGAAAUGAUGGAUUUAAGCGGUGGAAAUCUUCCUGUCAAAUGGCAACGAUUCUGUUGAGCGUGGUCAAAUUACGAAAUUGCGGCUCAGCUAAAAGACCCCGAAAAUCCGGGCAGCAAUAAGGAAUGACGGGCAGCCACAUUGCUUACAUGCAUCGGUUCUGAUGCAUUAGACGUAAUUGAUGCUAGGGAGUUUGAGAACAAAAUCCAAAGAAAAGACCCAGAAGUGAUCUUAGAAAAGAUGAAACAAUACUGCAUUGGGGAGUGCAAU